ACUCUUGACAUUCCAACUCCAAGGCAAUCUAGUGAAAGAAAAAGAGAGAUCGUGUGUGGACCGAAAGCUUUAGGUGAUUAACCCGAGCGAUUUCGAGUUCACCCAAGCUGUGAACAAUGCCAUCGAUCACAAGCCCAAGAAGAAGGUCGCCAUCCGCGCAGUUGCAUCAACAAGCUUCCUUAGCAUCUGAAAGAACACGCCGAGAGAAGAGGCUCUAUGAAGCAUCGCUUGGCGGGUGCGUCGAGUCGUUAGCUCAGUUGCUGCAAGAAGACCGACUCAUCCUGGCUCGGGCUUCUGUCACUUGCUUCGAUGAGACACCAUUGCAUGUGGCCUGCAUGCUCGGUCAUGUACCUUUUGCCAAGGCUCUUUUGGCUCAUAAAAGGGAUUUGGCUAUGGAGUUGGACUCGCAGGGCCGUACGCCUCUUCACUUGGCGUUUGCGAACGGAUAUGUCGAAAUAGCGAGGGAACUGUUACAAUUAGAGCCUCGUGCAUGCCUUGUCCAUGACGAAGAUGGGAGGACCCCACUUCAUCUAGCCACGAUGAAGGGCCGAAUCAACAUCGUGAAAGAGCUGGUGAAGGCAAGUCCGGAGGUGGUGAGAUAUGGUGAUUUGGUGAAUGCUCAAGAUGAUGAGGGUAAUACCAUUUUGCAUUUGGCCGCAGCAAACAAGCAAAUAGAGACAGUGAAAUGUCUGCUUCAAAGAAGCGAAGUGGAUGUGAACAUAGAGAAUAGAAAUGGCUUCUCUCCUCUGGAUAUAGUGGAAUAUUUUCCAAAGGAUUUCAAAGUCAUUGUAUUGAGAGAACUGUUAGUACAUGCUGGAGCUCUGAGAGCCAUAAGAUUCCCUGCAUCGACAACUCACCAAGCAAUUGUUGAUAAAACAAAUGAGGAGAAUUCAACUGUUGUAGUUGACCUAGCAUCUGUAGCACCUCCCUCCACCAAUACUCCUCCGGUAAAGGCGUUUCCGCCGGAGUCUUUCUCGGGUGAUAUCAGUAAGCAGAAGGAAGACAAACAUGAGGAAAGGAUCGAGAAGAUGCGCAAUUCUCUGAUGAUAACUGCCACGGUGAUCGCAGCCAUGGCUUACCAAGCCGGCAUUAGCCCUCCUUGCGGCGUGUGGGACGACGAUAAGAAAGACAAACAAGACAAGAUCUUAUACUUGGCAGGAACAUCGAUAAUGGCCGCAAACGAUCCAAAGGGUUACUCAGUGUUCUUGACAUACAACACCAUCUCUUUUCUUGCAUCCCUUAGCACGAUCUUCUUGCUCAUAAGUGGCUUCCCCUUGGGGAAGAAGGUUCUGACGAGGAUUCUGAUGGCCACAAUGUGGGUGACCAUCAUUUUCACGGCGCUGACUUACCUCCGGUCCAUGCUGGCCUUCUCGCACGGGCACAGGAAACCUGAAGACGCCACCCAAGCACCCGCCAAAGCACCCACCCACCGUAUGCCGUCCGACAGUAUCCCUUUGGCUGUGCCAUUCAUGUUUGUUUUUCUCUGCGCUGUAGCCAUUCUUUUUCUAUUUCACACCGUUCGAUACGUCCGAAAGAUCCGCAAAAGCUCAAGAAUUGGACAUCAGGAUGUGUGAGUUGGUGCAGAUCUAGGGGCAAUAUCAAGAUCUAGUGUAUUCAUCUGGUGGGACAAAGGAUUACUGCAUAGUCUUGAUGCCUAUGUUCUUUGUAACUCAAUCCCUAUGUCAUAAGAUCAUUCUGAGUACCGCCAGUUGUGCAAACGAUUUAAUGAGACUACUAAACCAAAUGCAGAGUCCAUCCCGCAUUAUUCU
Molecule: messenger RNA, 1769 nt
Organism: Eucalyptus grandis
Lineage: Eukaryota; Viridiplantae; Streptophyta; Magnoliopsida; Myrtales; Myrtaceae
Product: ankyrin repeat-containing protein NPR4
Exons: 4
Coding region: 117-1574 (485 amino acids)
Cellular component (GO): plasma membrane
Molecular function (GO): protein phosphatase regulator activity; protein phosphatase 1 binding
Source: RefSeq, a predicted model, not a curated record